AUGUCAAAAUACAAUGUUACUUCAAAGGAAGCAUAUGCAGAAGCAAUUUCUGAUUUAAAAAUCCAGUUUGAUUCGAGGUUCUUAGAUUUCAAAGCUAAUGAAAAAUGUUUUAAUUUGUUUUCAAUUGGAUUUUCAUUAUCAGUUGAAGAUGUCCCAGAAAAUAUGCAAAUGGAGAUCAUUGAUUUACAGAACUAUAAAAUAUUAAAAGAAAAGUAUAUUCGGUUCCGGACCCGGUUUAUACCAACUGCUGCCAGGCAUCGUUCUCCAAUCGAGUGGCAUCCGCCACAAUUCACCAUAGGCCAUAGCACUCCGUUCCGGUUCACCACCGACGAGUUCUUUUCCACCAGAAGUUUCGGUUCAAAAACGCUCGUGGGAGAUGUUGGCGAGCCGGACGUGAUGGCUGAAAACGGCAACUUCGGAGGUGGCAAAACGCAUUUCUGUCAGCUCAACAGCCUGUGGUCCGUGUGGUACGGUCUGCUCGCCACUGUGCUUAACGUCUAUUCCGUUUUGUUGGCCACUCGGAGACUGUCGGAGUACUUGGAAGUAGUAUGGCCACCGAAGAGCGUGCUCCCGCCCCGGUACGAAGUCCACUGCUUCGUGGCCACCAUCGGAAUGGCCGCCGUGCUGGUGCCCCUGGUGGCGUUCACAGCCGUCUUCCGUACCGGAAACAUGGCCAACGACUCGGACAAGCUCGGCAACCUGUUGGACGUCCGCCGCCGCCGCCUGUCGUCCUGCUGGACCCACGGGCCACCGUCCUCUUCCACGCUGCACUCGUUCACGGCACUCGCCCUGCUGGUAGUCAAGCUCAUGAUCGAAGCCAGACUCAUACAGGCCGGUCUCAUGUCCACAAAUAAUAUUUGGAAUACCGACUUGGACUUUCUGGUCCUCGGCGGACAUCAGUCGAGUCCACCCAACAUCACGCUUAAAAAUAUGCACAUCGAACCCAGGACACAGUCGGUGCUCGUCCCACAGUCGUCAUCGCCGUCGACCAAUAGAUCAUAUGCUGCGGAAACUGAUGGGGCCAUGUCCGUCGAGUUUUUCAAUUACGCUAUGGCUUUGUUCAUAUACUGCGGACGGUAUGCUUCCGUUUUUUGGGAAACUAACAAGUGUUUCGCCACGCUUUUCUCGGUCCAGCUAUUCGCCAACGCCAUACAGUGCCUGUCACUGUACCUCUUCACUUGCAUCCUCUACAAGAUGCAAGUGUUGGGCGUCUGCAAAAUGGUGAAGGAACUGCCGGCCGGGCCCACCACGUACCACCUGGUGCUGGAUCACCUGGACACCGCAGUGCUGUUCACCGUCACCACCGUACUGAUAUUCGUGUCCAACUCGAUUGUGUACUACUACGGGUACACGCGGUUCAGCGGGUUCGUCAAGCGGCAGACGGGCGGCCGGAAGACCGUGGCCGACGCCUACUCGAGCCUGAUGCCGUACUGUGCCAGCGUGCUGGCCCUGCUCGCCGUCGUCGCUUCCGAGAGCCCACUGCUGUACAACGCCAUCGUCGUGUUCCGGUCGUCCCUCAACGGCGUCGUGUUGGCGUGCCUGCUCAACUCCACCGCGCACGUGUUCGUCUGGAUAGCCAUGUGGUCCGUGCUCACGCUCAAGCCCUGCUGGGUGUUCAACCUGCACCUGUUCCUGGAGUACGACCCCAGGGGCGGCGGCUGUGGUGGCGGUGCAGGUGGUGCAGGUGGCGCAGGCGGUGGAGGUGACGACGCCCAGCGUGUACCCUUGCUGGUGGUGGCCCAGGGCGCCACGUACUCGCUGACUGAGAAGACGGCCAAACGCAUCGUCACGUCCGUGGUGGAACGCGUGGUCGCCGACUACACGCGUGUCGCUGCGAACUCGGAUAAACACAAGUUUAAAAGAACACCAAAGACAAUGAGCGAUGAACAAAUAUAUUGGCCUAGACCAAAGUCGAGUUCAGGCCGAAGUUGUUUAAGCGAAAUGGAAGACUCGGACGAGCCGUCUGGUUGUUUUGGUUGUAAACGGACAAAGAAAUCUACAAAAGGCAUUCCAAUGCAUAAAAUCGACCGAAGGGGAGUCAGUCCAGAAGACGAUGGCGAUUAUGCGAAGCUUCGCGAAUUGCCGAUGGUCGCUAGGGCCACGAACGAUCACAGCGACGACAAUACGUCCGAGGACACGAAGCUUUUGGACACCGUACGGGAAGGUGUAAUUACGUACGCGAGCGCCAACACAAGAGAGUUGUUUUACUCUCCGGCCACGCCACCGCCCCCGCCUCCGCCCAUUCAGGAAGACAUAAGUUCAGCUGCGGAAUUCCACGCCAGCAAAACCCAAGUGUCCAAGCAACAUCAACAAGUGCGCGAUCACACGUACCGCAGUGGCGUGUACAGCAAAACGUCAGUGGCGGGCCAGCAGGGAUCGCAGCGCGCGGCCGGUCCGACGUCGAUGACGGCCGCCGACGAUUUCGAGGAGGACGACACCGUAAAGUCUGAGUCGGAGGCAUCAGCGGCCGGCCACUCGCCGCAGGCGGCGUGCAGCGGCCACAGCGAGUCGUCCAGCGGCGUGCACUCCAACAGCAGCCACGACACUGCGGCCACCAUGCCGCUGCCGCCGCCUCCGCCGCCGCUGCAGUUGUCGCCGGCCGCGUCCACGUCCACUCUGUCGCCGACGGACGACGAACAGCGACGCCGGGCCAGUUACGGCGGACCUGCAGACCGUGGACACGGUGGUCAUCCGACACAAGGGCGGCCGGGGGCCAAGGCCCGGAAUGCCUCCCGAUCCGUGCACCAGGCCCACGAACGUGUCACUCAGCUCGUUCACGGAACCGCGGGGCGCCCGGAACCGGCCCGGUACCAGCAGCAGCAGCAGCAGAAGAACCUUCAGCAGCAACAGCAGAACCAGAACAACUACCAGCAGCACCAACGGCAGUGGUCGUCGUCGUACAACGCAACCGGCGGUGGCGGCGUCAUCGGAGUCGGCGGUACCAAAACUCCGGCGGUCCGGUCGCGGAACCACUCGACCAUACCCACGCACCACAACGGCGUCAGGCUGUUCCAGCAGCACCAGCAACAGUCGUACGGGCAAUAA
Macrosiphum euphorbiae (potato aphid) is the source of this 3045-nucleotide messenger RNA. Lineage: Eukaryota; Metazoa; Arthropoda; Insecta; Hemiptera; Aphididae. The record is from the annotation of a GenBank genome assembly.